ACUCUUGCUUGGGGCACAGAGAUAGAUUUGGGGCCAGGUUUGGUUUUAAAAAGUCCUUUUGAGGAAAAAUAUAUUUUUCUGCCCUUUUUAAUAUUUCUUCUCUGGGCUAACUUUCAUCACUUGUAUUGAUCCAUGACUAACCAAGUUCUAAGUUCACAUGACCAAUAAAUUAAAAAAGCCUCAGUCAAGAUAAAAGUAAAAUUUAGCAUGUUGCAGCUGUACAGGUGCUAGAUAUAGAAGUGAGCUUCUCAAACCAAUUGUGUCAAUACAUUGUUGGUAACAAGAGUAAUUAGUGACAAGAGAUAGGGAGGGGCGAGGCUGGCCCUCUUCUGUUGUUCUUUUGUCACUAUUACCUGUAAAGGAAAAGUGAGCAAAAAUUGCUCACAUAUGAGAGCUUGGCAUUCCUCUAGUACUCUAGUAGUAGCUUUGGAUGGAUGCCCACAAUUUAAGCCUCAGAAAUGUCCUACAUGGAAGGUUUUACAAAUCUAUCAAAGCUUGGGUUGAAAGCUCUGUUGGCUUUUUCACACUAUGCUUGCUUGGGCCUCAGGAGAAGAUUGAAAUCCUGUUAUUGUCCCUAAAGCUCUAUCAUUCUUCACAUGCUCAGAAGCACCCUUUUCCUGUCGUUUUACACCUGAUCUUGAUGCAGCUGGAAAAUGGGUGCUAGCAAAUACUUGGUUUCUCUCCACUCUUCUCUUUCACGGCACCCGAUUACUCCCACCAUCUCCUCCCCGCGCCACCCCCACCUCCCAAUUCCGUUUCCAUCCCUCCAGGCGCUUGGUGUCGAUAGGAGAAGAGCGAGCAAGAGACCCCGGGGGAGAGAAAUGGAGGCGGACUGCCAAGGGAUGUUUUCAGGGCUGGGACUAGGUGCCCCCCUCCCCUUCCCUUGGCUUCGUCAGACCCAGAAGGAAACGAAUCUCGUGCCACCGAGCCGGACUGGCUGUGAUCGCCCCUCGCGAGUUGAAGCAGCUGGGGAGGCGGCGCGGUGCGGCUCGGCCAAAGAGAAGGCGGCGACCCUGGGCGGGCCGUCGCCGCCCCUCCUUCUCCUUCACCCACCACCGCCACUGCCGCCGACCUGACGGUGUUGCCAUCACUGCAGCGGGGGGGGGGGCUGCCAUUGCCAUCGCUUCUUCAUUCUCCGUUCCUCGCUUUCUGCAGCUCUCGGGUCGCGUCGCCGUUCAGCUACCCAGGCAGCUGCAGGCGGGCGAGAGGACGAUGCGGGCGGUCCUUGCCCUGCUCGCUCUAAUCGCCAGCCUGCUCCUCUUCUUGUGCUUGGCGCGGCUCCCGGCCGACGGCGCCGGGGGCGCAAGUGGCUGGGAGCAGGAGGGCAGAGCUGCAACGGACUUCACCCCCAAAAUGAUGAGGUACCUCCGGUCCCCCGCGCAUGUCCACCUGGCUGCUCCGUUGGUCCCCAACAGAGCAAUUCCUAAUCCAGCCAGAGUGCAGAAAUCUGAGCAAGCCUCCAAAUGCAAGGAUAUAUGGAGUAACAAUUGGUCAUCGUCAAUCAAGAAGAAAAGAUAUUCUGAAGAUUAUUAUUUGCAAAUAGUUGAUAAAUUACAGAACUGUACCUGGAAUAGAAGGCCACAAGAAUAUGCCAAAUUCAGGGCAGAGCUUGCUUCAUGCUGUGAUGCUGUGCAUAAUUUUAUUGCUUCUCAAAAUAAUACCCCAUUGGGAAGCAACAUGACUUAUGAAGUGGACAAUAAAAAAACCAUCCAUAUUACAGAAGACAUAUUUCAGAUGUUGCCAGAGUCUCAGCCUCUGGAUUUUCCUUUCAAGCAGUGUGCAGUUGUUGGAAAUGGAGGAAAUCUCAAGAGUUCUAAUUGUGGAGCUGAAAUUGAUAAAUCUGACUUUGUGUUUAGGUGCAACCUUCCCCCGACCAGUGGAAAUGUCAGUCAGGAUGUUGGCAAUAAGACAAACCUUGUAACUAUUAACCCAAGCAUUAUAGCUCAGAAAUAUAACAGACUGAAUGAUCAGAAGGCCACCUUCCUGGAAAACAUUGCAAGUUAUGGAGAAGCUUUCCUUUUGCUACCUGCUUUUUCCUUUAGAAGCAACACAGCAGCAUCUUUCAAAGUACAUCACACCCUGAAAGAGUUCAGUGCGAAGCAGAAGGCCAUAUUUUUCUAUCCAAGGUAUCUCAAAAGUCUUGCUCAAUUCUGGAGAACUAAGGGUGUCAAAGCCUAUCGGCUGUCUUCUGGCUUCAUGAUCACCAGUGCAGCAGUGGAACUCUGUGAGAAUGUGAAGCUGUAUGGGUUUUGGCCUUUCUCCAAAAGCAUAGCAGGCGUCCCCAUAAGUCAUCACUACUAUGAUAACCAACUUCCAAAACCUGGUUUCCAUGCCAUGCCCAAAGAGUAUAACCAGAUUCUCCAGCUCCAUGGAAGAGGUAUCCUAAAGUUGCAGUUUGGCAAAUGUUUGACAGUGUAGCCCAAGGUAUGUUUUUGCUUCAGAAUGGAGGGCACUGUCUAUUUUGGUAGAGGGGAGAGGUAAAGGGGAAUUUAUGAUGGCCAAUGCCAGAAGAGAUGGAUGCUGGAGCUCAAACUGGGUUGUAAAACCUCUUUUCUCUCUCUCAUUCUAAUGCUUCUUUUUCUUUUCCCUUGGUUUAUAACAUCCCCUUCUCUGAUUCUUCUAUUUUACCCACUCAUUGACAUUUCCCACAAUUAUUGUCUAUAAAGGGCUUUUGAAAUGAGGACACCUGCACAGAAUUACGGUGAGAAUCAGAAGGUGCAUUAGGAUUGUAGAUUUGUCAUUUUUAGUUUCAAUAAAAGAGAAUAUUUAUAGCUCAGGGUUGAACUGUGGAGUGCUCUGAGUUUGGUUGUUUUCUUACAGAUAUUUCAUUAGCCAACUAAAUAAAAUCAUUGGUGACUCACAUUGGUGAAGUUAUCUAGGUGGGUAAUGAAAUGUUUGCAUGCAAACAAUCAGGCUUGGAGAGCACUAAGAAUUCCACAUCUUUAUUUUAUUUGUGUAUCUAAUAAUUAAUUAAGCAGCAAUGGUUUCAUGUUUUAUAGCUGGGAAGACAAUUUGUAGUCCAUAAUCACAUACUUUCUUCAAAAUCAGACCUCUAUAAUUGAGGUCAGCUACAUACUUUAUUGUUGGAGAUAAUAUAUGCAUAAAAUUUGUUUAAAAAAAGGCCUAAAAUAUUUUAAUAUGGCUUUAAGUUUUUUAAUGCCAUCUAAAAAUCAGGGAAAAACAGAAAAUCUUGGGAGAGAAAUAAAUGUUGCUAAAUCAGAAUUAUUCUAUUAAAUACAUCCUUGUUCCCUACAAAAAUCACCAAGCACAUAAAUUAAAGUUUAUUUCAUCAUAUAUCCAAAAACAUGCACAAUUUAUGCAAAGAUCUUUUAAAAAAACAAUAUUUUACAGACUUACAUAUGAACUAACCACAGAUUUGAUAGUAGGGGAGAUGCUAGCUUAGAAUGAACAAUGUUCUGCAUUUUUUAAAUCUUUAGGCUAAAAGAGAAGCUGUAUAGCUUUUUAUUGAGUUUUCCAAGGAAAAUAAUGUUUUGGUGAUAUUCUCUUUGUAUUUAUUUUAUAAGAGAUUUCAAGGAACCCUAUCUUUCAUUGGACAAUUAUUUUUCCAUUGAUAUUCAGCCUCCUUCUCUUUGUUGAAACCCAAGAUAAAAUGUCAUGACACAGAGAUGCACUGUAAUCUGUUGUUGGAUUUGAUCAAAUCUGAAAUGAUUAAUUUUUGCAAAUAUAACUACAAAGUAUUUUGUACUUAAGUAUGACUAUCUAAAAGCAAAUGUGUGCCGUUUUAAAUGGUUGUAAUUUAUCUUUUUACAUAGAUUACAUUUUCAAAGCUCACAAUGUUGACUAUCACUAAGAAGACACAAUCUCAGGAUGAAAGUGGUGUUUAUGUAGCUCUUGCAUUCUUAUAAAUGUAUUUAUUGUUUUCUUAAUGCAACCUAAAAUGGUAGAGCACUGUCUGUCUAGGAUCUUGGAAUAUUACUGAACAUUUUCCAGUGUGCAAAGAGUUAUGUCCAAAUGUAAGCCCUCUUCUGCAUUAUGCCAUUGCUUUAUUGUUUUUGUUACUUGUGGAAAUGCAAUGUAGCAUUCAGUUUAUUUCUGUGAAGAAUUGAAUUGCCAAAAAAUUCCUCUGCAAUCUCUUCACACCAGUGUGCAGAUAAUAUGUACAGAAUCUUCUGCAUAUUUGUCUUAUCCAUCUCUUCUACAGAAUCUUUUUUUCUGCUCAUUAAAAUAAUAGCAACUGAGAGCAGGCAAGAGAUUUUAAAAAAUAUUCCAACAUGCCUUAUAAAAUCAAAUACUCCGAGAAUUAACAAUCCCUGUCUCAUUCUCCAAUCAUAAUAUCAAAAAAUAAAUAUUCCCAUAUUUUGUAACAAGGAUAAAAUUAUACUUUUAAGUGUUAACAGUAAAGAAUGGAAUACAUGAAGUCAGAGUAAGAAAAAGAAUUGCUUUCAGGGAAUAGUGACUGUCUGCUUUGCACAUCCAUUUUCUAAUUUUGUACGGGCAGACAAUCUCUUUCUAAUUGAUGCAUGUUUUACAGAUAAUCAUCUGAAUUUUGAUAUUUAAUUCUUAAUGCGUGUUUCAUUAAAAUACUAUUAGAAUUAAAUUAUUAAUGAGUCCUGAUUAAAUUUUCUUUUCUUAACAACAUGGAAUAAGAGAGAACAAGUUACAUUGUGCAUUCUAAUAAAAAAUUGGGAUAAGCCUCUCGGGCAACAUUUUCAGACCAUUGAUGGCAUUUCAUUAACCAAAUGAGGCACUUGUCCACAAAAAUUGGAUAAAUAAAUAACUUUUGGGAUUGACUUUCCCCAGAGAUAAAAGACAGAGCAAAUACUCUACUGGAUAUAGGCAUUUUCAGAACACUGAAAAUCUGUUUAAAUUUGGCCAUUUAUUGAAUUCUGUCACAGUCAGUCUAUAUAUGAAAAUCAUAUCUAAUUUUGCUAAUUCAGUCUCUCUCAGAUAGAUAUUCCAUAGUCAACAGAAAAGCAGGAAUAGGUCCAGCUGCCUUUUGCAUAUGUUUCUAGUCAUGUGCAUAAAAAUACCACUAGCAGAAUACAGAGUAACAGAGUUGGAAGAAACCUUAGAUGUCUUGUAGUCCAACUAUGUGACCAAACAGGAGACCUCAUAUCAUUCCAGACAAAUGGCUGUCUAAUUUCUUAAAAACCUCCAGUAGUGGGGCCCCACAACUUCUGAAGGCAAAUUGUUUUCACUAUCAGGAAAAUUUCUCCUUAGUUCUAGGUUGGAUCUC
Molecule: messenger RNA, 5197 nt
Organism: Crotalus tigris (Tiger rattlesnake)
Lineage: Eukaryota; Metazoa; Chordata; Lepidosauria; Squamata; Viperidae
Gene: ST8SIA6
Product: ST8 alpha-N-acetyl-neuraminide alpha-2,8-sialyltransferase 6
Exons: 8
Coding region: 1213-2418 (401 amino acids)
Biological process (GO): oligosaccharide metabolic process; N-glycan processing
Molecular function (GO): alpha-N-acetylneuraminate alpha-2,8-sialyltransferase activity
Source: RefSeq, a predicted model, not a curated record